GGUCAACCCAAGUAGGAGGAGAGGGGCUGGAGACUGGAGAGGGAUUGAGUAGUGUCAGUGAGCCAUGUGUGUCCCCUGGGACUUCAGCCAGGCCCAGCUCCUGGACAGUAUCCUAGGGCUGGGGGCGCUAGGAGUGACGAUUCGAACAGUCUUCUCAACGGCUGGCCUAGCCCUGCUGCUCCUGUUGCUGUCCAGCUUCCUUGUUUUUGACCUGCUCCGUGGAUCCACAGGUCCCAACCUGCCACGGCACAGACUUCUCCCAACAGGUCAGAGCCAGGGGGCUGGUGAAGGGCCAGGACAGCAAGCAGCUCCCCUGUCCCCAACAGGGAGAGUCUCGGGACUGCUCAGACUCCAGGAUGCACUGCUCCUGCUGUUCCUGGGCCUCAGCCUGCUCUUGGGAGGCUCUGGUAUCCCCUUAGCCAUGCUGGGCCUAGCUUUCUGUAUCCAUCCGUGGGCCUGAGGGGCCUCCAAAAGAUGAAUGCCUUCUAAAAACA
Molecule: messenger RNA, 494 nt
Organism: Rattus norvegicus (Norway rat)
Lineage: Eukaryota; Metazoa; Chordata; Mammalia; Rodentia; Muridae
Exons: 3
Coding region: 65-460 (131 amino acids)
Source: RefSeq, marked validated